GAGAGACGAAAAGAUUUACAAAACCAACUUCGACUGCUACUUCACGCCCACAAGUGCCAACAAAAUGAUCAACUACUACAACAACAACUACAGCAGCAGCAACAGCAGCAACAACAACAUCCGCCUGUUAAUGGUUGCCAGUUGCCGCAGUGCGCCAUGAUGAAGCAGACAUUAAAGCACAUGAUGGAGUGCAAGGAUGGAAAAACAUGUAAAGCUCCAAAGUGUGCAACCUUGAGGCAAAUAAUAACCCAUUGGAAAAAUUGUAACCGGGAUGAGUGCAUGUUCUGC
Helobdella robusta is the source of this 288-nucleotide messenger RNA. RefSeq lists its product as hypothetical. Gene Ontology annotation, biological process: positive regulation of transcription by RNA polymerase II. The annotation marks the transcript as partial. The transcript is spliced from 2 exons. Gene Ontology annotation, cellular component: transcription regulator complex; histone acetyltransferase complex. Gene Ontology annotation, molecular function: chromatin DNA binding; histone acetyltransferase activity; transcription coactivator activity. NCBI's taxonomy places the organism in Eukaryota, Metazoa, Annelida, Clitellata, Rhynchobdellida, Glossiphoniidae. The record is from RefSeq and is a predicted model, not a curated record.